Messenger RNA from Betta splendens (Siamese fighting fish), 4493 nucleotides. It is a transcript of the gene plppr2a, whose product is annotated as phospholipid phosphatase related 2a. Gene Ontology annotation, biological process: phospholipid dephosphorylation; phospholipid metabolic process; signal transduction. Bases 1902 to 2891 code for a protein of 329 amino acids. Gene Ontology annotation, molecular function: phosphatidate phosphatase activity. The transcript has 8 exons. NCBI's taxonomy places the organism in Eukaryota, Metazoa, Chordata, Actinopteri, Anabantiformes, Osphronemidae. The record is from RefSeq and is a predicted model, not a curated record.
GCUGCUGUGCAGGAGACAUGACUGGAGCAGUUACUGGAGGAGACGCGUCUGAAACUGAGGAGCAGGAUCAGUUUACGGCGCAUAAAGCGCCGCCAUGCGGACCAUGUGCUGGUAUCCGGUUCUGCUGGGUUGGGCUGCUGAACUCACUUAAAUCUCAGAUCUGUAGAUGACCAGUGUCUGUUUCCUUGCAGGUUUGUGGUUCUGAUGGUGCAUGUUGGUCAUCUGCUGUUUGAAGGACGAGUCAGCUUGUUCUGGAGGUAGAAUGGUGAGAUUUGUCUCCUUCAUAGGCUGGAAGGCGUCAUAGGUGAACUAGGCCUCUUGUCACCAGCACAGAGCUGAACUCUGGACCACGACCAGCUGCUCCCUGUGUCUGGGGGCAGGAAGUGAUCAGUGCAUCGUCUGGACCUUCAGGGAAUGUCCAAACGUGUCUGGACGGGGACGGGCUCAUCUACAGCUGUGAAACAUGCUGAUUGGACACUGUUUCUGCCAGUCACUCUGUGGCCUCCAUCUGCACACGCCUGACCUGAGAUCAGUUGACCUGAGGUGAGAUCUUUGAGCAUCCGUGGUACAGAGCAACCAGCCACGACAAACACGCAGCUGCAGAAACACCACAGUUCACUUCAGCAGCUCUUCUGGCUCCAGACGUGCUAAACAUGGUUCAGACAAGCUGCAGAGCACAGCUCUGAAUGAAUAAACAAGACUGAAUGUGGACCAGCGCUUUAUAUGACAAGCACAGCAGCAUCAUGACCCAUAGGAGCAGAAAGUGAGACAAAGGACUGGCCCAGGAUCAGGUGGGAGGAGCAGACGGAGGACAGCGCAGGAAUGCGUCUUUUGUUGUGCAGCUGAUGGAUGACCACAGCUGGAGGCUGGAGCCACAGGGACUCGUGUGUUUGUGGGUGUGAUGGGCGUGAAAUUAGAUUUUAAGGUUAUGUUCUCAUGUGCCUCGUUUGGGUCAGAUGUUCCUUGUUUGGAAGAUCAGCAUCGCUGAUGUGUGCGCUAGAGGAAUCACAAGCCAGAGAUCUGCUGCUCAGUGACACUGAAGCAUCCUGUGAAUUAUUGACGCUGCAUUUGCUGCUUCUGUUCAUGUAACACACGUGGUGACCCGAUGCCUUCUCCCUGCAUGCUCAUGUAAAAUGCAGGUUGCCGUGGUAACCAACCAUUCAGCUACAUCUUUGUUUUGUCCUCCUGUGUCCUUCACCUCCAUCCUUGCUCUCCAUCAGUCAGCAGUGAGGUUGAGGGGUUGGAGGAUGGGAGAAGAGUCGACCCAAGGGACCGGCAGCCGCCAUCAUCAGUCAUGGGUUUCACCUCUUCCUUUACGUGGAACGUCAGGAAGCAAAGCCUGCUGACGACUGCUCUAAAAGUGGGUCACAUAAAAGCCAGUGGUUAUGAUGCUACAUUAAUGAAAAGUAAGUGGAGCCCAGUGCCAGCUUUGGUACCAGUCCUGGUACCAGGAUGGGACCAUGGACCCACCAUUAGAGGGGGGAGUCCAUGGCAAGAAGGGAGGACGGACAGAGGGGGAGAAGAGGAGGGAUGAGCUGACACACAUACAGCACAGAGCAUCAGUCCCUCCCUCCCUCCCUCCUCCGUCUCUCUCUCUCGCUCGCCCGUUCGCUCGCUCGCUGCCUCACACAUGUGGAAGCCUUCUCCCCUCCUCACACACAUGUCCAAACUCAGCAGCUAAUUUGCUCCUCUGAAGGCGUCCGUCGCUGCUGCGUGUUGGAGGGAAGGUGAGAGGAUCCAGAGUCCAGAGGACGAACGAGCUGGAAGCAGCUUUUCACACCGCGUCGUCCGAUCUGGACACUGCAUAGGAAUCUGCUGCCACGGCAACCGACAGCUUGGAGACAGGAUAUCUGAGGUGGACUAACCAGCUCUCUGUGACGGGUCCGGGUUAGAGCAGAAGGAUGGCAGUGGAGGAGAAGCCCGGUGUGAAGCGCAGCAGCUCCAUCCUCCCCUGCUUCCUGUUUGUGGAGCUGGUGAUAAUGUCUGGGACGGUGCUGCUGGCUUAUUACUUCGAGUACACAGACACCUUCCCUGUACACAUCCAGGGCUUCUUCUGUUAUGACAAGAGCUUCUCUAAGCCCUACCCCGGUCCAGACGACUCCAGCAGGAUCCCCCCGGUGCUCGUCUACUCGCUGAUCUCAGCCAUCCCUACGGUCACGAUCCUGGCUGGGGAGCUGUGUGUGUUCGUCACAAAAGCAGCUGCAGCCCAAGAGAAGACCAUUGUCACGGCAGACUGCUGCUACUUCAGCCCACUCCUAAGGCGCAUCAUCCGCUUCCUGGGCGUCUACGCCUUUGGCCUGUUUACCACCACCAUCUUCGCCAAUGCGGGCCAGGUGGUGACAGGAAACCAGACCCCUCACUUCCUGUCCGCCUGCAGACCCAACUACACGGCGUUAGGCUGCCAGUCUACGGCGCAGUACAUCACAGAGCGACGCUCCUGCACGGGCCACCCUCUGACCGUCAUGUCUGCUCGCAAGUCCUUCCCGUCCAAGGACGCGGCGCUCAGCGUCUACGCUGCUCUGUACACGGCGAUGUACGUGACUCUGGUCUUCAAGACCAAAGGGACGCGGCUGACCAAGCCCACCAUCAGCCUCACGCUGCUCUGCCUGGCCGUGCUCGUGGGGGUGAUUCGAGUGGCCGAGUACCGAAACCACUGGGCCGACGUCCUGGCGGGAUUCUUCACAGGGGCGGCCAUAGCUGUGUUCCUGGUGACUUGUGUGAUUAAUAACUUCCAGCAGCUACAGUCUCCUCCUCCUUCUCCACCGCAGCACCAUCGCCCAGAAUCCAUGCUGGGCGUUCCUAUGGUGACGCUGCCCUGCGUGGACAGUCCACUCGAAAAGUUAAGUGGCCCUCAGACUCAGCACGAAUCUCCGUUCACUGAGAUCACAUGACCAUCAGCCCUAUCGGUUCCCCGCCCCCCCCGAUGUCCUUAUACCGUCUCGCUCCAUUUCCAGCGAAGUCUAGACGAAUCGGAGCGGCGCCCACCGGGCUGCGCCGCCUCCCCGGCCGGGCGCCCUGCGUCGCUGCACCGCUCCUACUCCACGCAGGUCUAGCUCUCCUGGACUCCAGCUACUCUCGCAACCCCUGGGGAACCGAUAGUGAAAAUCUUCAAAGACUACCUCCUUCGUGGAGCUGGAGUCAGGCACACCACUCUCCUCAGAGUCCUUAGGUAUGAACUUUCAUCCGUUCAUGCCGGCUUGAAGGGACCGGUUUGAAGACGUGACCUCUUCUAACUCAUCCAGCACCUGCUCAGCUCAGCGUCAAAGGCUCCGUUCACGUCUCUGAGGAUGAAAGAAACUCUUUGUGUUCUUCUCUCUGACGGUUCUAAAAACAGACAUGAAAUAGGUUUGAUAAGACUGAAUUAGUUUCUUCUGCUCUCGUCUGGAGGUUUGCUGUAGUUGCACCAUUACUGUAUUUGCGUUGAUGUUAUUUAUUAAUGCCUGAUGGUGCCACAGUUUUGCUAAUUUUGAUUUGCACAUUCCCUCAGUUCCAGUUUUCAUCUGUUUCCACCAUCUGUUCACUGUGCUGUGAAAUGGACGACACCCAACUAACACCUUCAGAAACACUUGCAUGCUUUGUCACAUUCCUCCAACCAUCAUUAACAAAAUGUUUUAGGUGACCUGAAGUUGGGUUCACCUUGUUGUGGAGGUCAGAGGUCAGAGGUCAACCUCAGCCUAACUGGUUUGGUUUGUUCUUUGUCUUCAUGUCGCUGUAGGCUCCUCAGACCUUGGACAGAGGAUUCAAGUCAUUGUACUGCACUUGUUACUGUCCCUUUCUUUAAUCCUCUUUGUUUGGCUGGGACCGGUUUGUAUGAUAUUGUAAAUAUUUCUUUUUUGUACUGCCUGUGGGAUUUGUACUAACACUGAGAGAACAGUGUGUGACGGUGCUGAACUAACACCCAGGCAGCUCUUUGUGUUCAACAGGUCAUCACGUUAAGCUUUUGAGGUGAAACACAUUAGCAUCAACGUAACACAUUAGGUUCACAGACCACCCACAGGCCACAGAACUGGGCCCGCAGGCCAUAGAACCGAGCUCAUUCAUGUCCACGUACUCAUGUAGACCAGGCUACUGCAUCCAGUCAGUUCAUUUAUCACAUGGCUUUGUUUCUCCAAACCUGCUGCUCUUGUUCCUGUGGUUCUGCUUGAGUUUAGCUACCUUUUCACGAUGUGAACAGGUUCUAGUGGCUGCUUUAACCCCUGCAUUGUGUUUUCCUGACAUCACCAUUAGGAAGCUCAGCUUCGGGGUCAGACAAGACACUAUUACUGAGCAACAAGUUUAAUUUGGCUGUUUAAGGACCCAGAUGUCAGAUGUCCGGUCCAGUCUCAUGUUGGCUCAGGCUUCUGUGUUUCUCACCAGCUUAGCCAUCGUCUCCACAGCUUGAGUUCAGCUCAAAGACAAACUGGCAUCAGACACGUGUCUGUUGAGCCUGUGGCACAUUCCCUGUUUUGUAAAGACCUGUGUGAUCAGAAAAAUAAAAGGAACCUCCAGUAGAA